CUAGCUGGCGCGGCCUCGCCUCCCCUCGGAAGAGGAAACUCCCGGGCCCGAGUAACGGGAACGAGCGCGGAGGAGAGCAGCGGGGGAGCCCGGUGUCAGGAGGGCUGCCCAGGGUAGGAGGCGGGCCGGGCGGGCCAGAAGCUGGCCGUGGGCAGCGCGCCGGGGCGCUGGGUGGGGAGGGCCGCCCGGCCAGACGCUGCGCGCUGCCGGCGCAGGGCGCGGCCCGGUGCUUGGGAGCCGAGGGCGGGCCGCAGCUGGAAAGAGAACUUGAGCUGGGAGAGGAGGCCGAGCUGGAAGGCGGCUUCCCCCAGCCCUGCGAGGGGGGAGCCGCCGCGAAGGCUAAGGAGACCGGGACAGCGGAGCUGUUGGGGUGCUGCGCGCAUGCUGGGACGGGGGCACCGCCGGGGCUGGCGCCCGGCAUGUCGGUACAUUACACCCUCAACCUGCGCGUCUUCUGGCCGCUGGUGACCGGCCUGUGCACUGCCUUCGUGUGCCUAUACCAUGUCCUGCGAGGGAGUGGAGGCGCCCGGGCCGAGCCCCCCGACGGCGCGGACGGUGGCUUUCCGCUGCUCAAGAUAUCUGUCCUGCUCCUCCUUGGCUACAUCCUCCUCCGCUGUCGCCACGCUGUCCGGCAGCGUUUCCUGCCCGGGUCUCCCCGCCUGGGGGGCCACUCCACCUUCUCUCCAAGACACUUCCAAGAGCCCAGCCUCGACAUCUUGCUGGAGAGUUACUACGAGCAUGAGGUGCGCCUGUCACCGCACGUGCUGGGCCACAGCAAGGCACACGUGAGCCGGAUCGUGGGCGAGCUGGUGCGGGCUGGCCGCGCUCGGGGGUCCCCAGGCCCUAUUCCUGGGCGGACACUGGCCUUGGCCUUCCGCGGAGACUUCAUCCAGGUGGGCAGCGCCUAUGAGCAGCAUAAAAUCCGCCGGCCAGACGCCUUCGACGUUCUGGUGCCGUUGCGCCUGCCGCCGCUGGUGGCGCUGGAACCGCGGAGCCUGGGCGCGCAGCCCGCUUUGGCCCCAGCCUUUCAUGGCUGCUUCGUGUGCGCACUCAAGGCGCCGCCGGGGGCCUCUGGGGGUCACUGGCUCCGGGACUGCAAACCCUUCGCAGAGGGCUUCUGUGUGGACGUGCGCGGGCGGCGCCACCUCUCGGCCACCCUGGUGCUGCGCUGGUUCCAGUCGCAUCUGCAGCGAUCCCUGGCCACCGUGCGCUACAGCCUGGAGGAGCGCUGCCGGGUCACCCUGACUCCGGGUGGCCUGGAGCAACCUCCCACCCUGCACAUCCUGCCCUGCCGCACCGAUUAUGGCUGCUGCAGACUUUCCAUGGCCGUGCGACUCAUUCCCGCCGUCCAUUUGGGCGAUGGUGUCUUCCUCGUGGCUCCACCACCGCCAUCCUCACCCGUUGGGCCCCUGUCGGAGCUCCCGGAAGGCCUGCGUGCAGAUGCGCUUUGGGGCGUGAACACAGCCCGCCAGGAGCAGAAGCUGCUGGGCUGGCUGCAGGAACGGGCCCCUCCAGGUGCCUGCUACCUCAAGUGCCUGCAGUUGCUUAAAGCCCUCCGAGACCUGGGCGCCCGCGGGCUGGACCCAAGGGCUGCCACCCAGUGGGGACGCAUCCUGUCCUCAUACGUGCUCAAGACAGUGCUGCUGGCGGUGCUGCUGUACGAGAGGGCGCCGGAGCAAGGCUGGGAUGAGGCUCACCUGGGCAAGCGCAUGGACCAGUUAGUUCGGUUUCUUAGGGACUGUCUGUUGGGGCGCCAGACACUCUUCCACUGUGUCCUGGGCCCUGGCGGGGCAGCAGCUGAAGUGGGCCCACUGCCCAAGGUACUUCGUGAAGCCGCCCCAGUUGACCUCCUGGCUGCUUUCGAUGGUCACGCCCGGGAACUCGUGGCUGCACGGUUGCUGUCCACAUGGCGAAGGCUGCCCCAGCUUCUGCGGGCCUAUGGGGGUCCCCGCUACCUUGCCAGGUGCUCUCCACCCCGGAGUCAGCGCCCCCAGCACACCCAGGGCUUCCCCAAAGAUGAACCAUAAACCCUGACAGUGCCCCUACCUGGCCUAAUGCUCCUAAAGCCUCUCCCACCAGGUGGGGGUGGGGAUGGCCAUGAAGCCAGUUCAACUCCAGAAAGAUGAGCUGCAGAAGGUGUUGGAAAAUUCGGAGGAUGACAUUUGGUGGCUUAAAUGACACCCUUGGGUCCACAAUCCACUAUAGUUAUGGCAACUUCUUCACACCCACCAGAGUGUCCUAGGCAGGCUCCAGAAAAACAUCCAACAGCAGCAGCUAAGAGUUGGUCCAAAUGUUCGUUUGUGUGGAAUGAUUCUGUGGAAGGAUCUGCAGAUUUUAGGAAGGCCCAGUGAAGAAAGAGAGAACUAGCAGCAGGGAAAGUUCCCUCUGUUGGUUUUUGUGUCACAGAUCUCUCUGGCCCUCAAAUUUAAAGAAGUUGUUAUUAUUAUUAUUUUUUGUCAUGACUACUUGCUAGGUCUUGGGUUCCUGAUUGAUUGUUUAAAAAACAUAAAUAUCUACGCCUGGAAUUGAAGUUCUAGUCUAGGGGCUACUGUUCUGAGGAACGUAGUUUCCACUCUUCAAAUGAACAUUAAUGUAUUUUUUAAAUGAUGCAAUCAUUAGUGUUUGAUGGGAUUGUGAAGAAGUGAGUCACAGGUUGAGAGGCAGUCAAGAAUUGAUUAGAGAAACUUCCAGAGCAAAUAGCACUUUAUUUUGAUCAAUUCUUUUGUUUUGUGGUAAUCGCUAGUGCCAAGUGUUGCAUCUGAAAGGGAGACUAGCUACAUUUACUAUUAGGAAAGGUGCAGUCUUGAAAAGCUGGCUUGCUUUAUUUACAUCCCUCCAGGCACAUGCCAGAAUGUGUACCAGCCAUCACCCAUUCAUUGAGCCCAUGCUGUGAUCCAGGCAAAGUAGCAUCAAAGUGGUGAGGGUGGAAAACAAGUUGGGUCUCGAGAAAGAUGUAUUUUAGUCUUUGCUUAUCAAGGAGUCUCACUGGAACUUGCUGCUGGCUGGAGACAAAAACCUUUUUUUAAGGCUUUUAAGCAAACUCCUUUGCAUGAAGUUUCUUUCGGAGUUUAAUGAGGUCAUGAAGAGGAAAUGCCUACUGGAGUGCCUACCUUGUAGUUAGUGCUCUCGGUGCUCAGUAAUGGUUAGUGGUUGAAAGUUAUUCUCCCAUUGCCCAAGCUGCCUCUAAGUGGUCCUGAGGCAACUUUGAAGAGCGGUUGUCAGCACAGGUCUUGCAAAGCAUUUCAUUAUGUAUAGUUCAGUAUCUGGGGUUCUGUAUUUGAAGAUCCACGACUCCCUGGUCAAUCAGCAGAGGAGAAAUACAGAAGAGAGCCUGAGGAGAUGGGUGGAGAUGAAGGGAGAUGGCCCUUGUCAGCUUUUUUUCCCCUCCACACCCCCGUUGGACAGAAAUAUCACCAGGUUGGGUGUGUCUUGCAACCAGGAGGAGCUCCUUCUGAAAUCCCUCUUUGUCCUCCCAAAUUUCUAACAGCCCACAAUUCCAAGUUUAAAAUGGUCCAUCCUAUGCUCUCCUACUAGAAACUGCAGCCCGUCCCAGUGUUAUACUUUGGCAUUUUUUAAUUUUUUUUUAAACAAAGACAUGUACUCUCUUAGGCUCUUAAAGGGUGAAACUUGGGAGACAGAAAUAGCCACCUGAAUAGGGCCAUUGUUUAAAUAUAUUUUAUUGAUUUUUUACAGAGAGGAAGGGAGAGGGAUAGAGAGCCAGAAACAUCUAUGAGAGAGAAACAUCCACCAGCUGCCUCCUGCACACCCCCUACUGGGGAUGUGCCCGCAACCAGUGUACAUGCCCUUGACCGGAAUCGAACCUGGGACCUUUCAGUCCGCAGACCGACGCUCUAUCCACUGAGCCAAACCGGUUUUGGCAAGGGCCAUUGUUUAAUUCCUGAGUUAUUUUGAGGGAACUCUAAACUUUCUUUAAGGGACCUAGUUAGCCACUGCAGGAAAUCAUUGUGAAUAAAUUAUUUAUAGGAAAUCCUCAUCAGAACUGCAGAGACUUAUAUCCUUUGCAGCCUUGGACUGUAAGAGAAACAGUUGCAGAUGUUCUGCUUUCUCCUUGAGGUUGUUUUGGGGAGAGUUCCCCUUGAAACCACAAAGGUCAUUCCUAGCUUUUGAGGUCAGUGUUAGGUUAUAAGGUACUGCAUUUAGCAAAGGGGUCAUUCUAUCAACUUUCUGCAAAGAUAUAAACUGUCCAGUGUUCAGUUUCCCCUGUAGUCAUUUAAGUCUACUGGAGUGGGGGACAUUGAGGCUCUGGAGGGGUUAUAAAGCUUUAAAAGCUGAAUUUUCCAAAUAUUUCUAGCUAAGUUGAUAGGUUCCUUUUUUAUCUUAGUAGUGUUUUGAAGUUUAAGUCUGGUAACAUACUGUUCUUGUAGUUUUUGUUUUUUUUUCUUCAGGUUAAUUACCCAAAGCCUCAUCCAUCCUCAAGAUUUUAAAUUUUUAUUAUUUUUUUAAAUUAAUGGGCAUUGUGUUUGUUAAUUUUUUUUUAAUAUUAAUGUUUUAUUUAAAUGCCAUGCUGAGCAAUUGUUCUCUGGACAUGGUAACCAAAACUUAAGAGUUUUCGAUCGAUUUUGAUCAAUGUUUAGUAAUCCCAAACAUGUACUGUGUACAAAUGAAAUAAUAUGGCAUAUUAGCCAGCUGUGAUGGUUGCCCAAGGCACUUAAAUUAAGCUCAGUUCUGUAUUUUAUUAGGGCUCCGUCAUGAUCUUGAUCAGAAAAGUACACAUUUUUGGUGUAUACCUGGUACUGGAGAUUCAUAUUUGCAAAUAUUCUUAUACAGGAAGGCUCAGAAUUGCUCAUGUUAAAAAAAAAAAAAUUAAUUGUCCAGCCAGUGCCCAAAGAAAAUGUUUGGAGAAAAUGACUCAGCCAUUUUGCCACGAGACACCCUUCAGUAACUCUACUGAGCAGUCUGGGCGCCAUCCUAGAAUGCUCCAGGGCUGAGAGUAGGAGGUGGGGUUUGCAAAAUGAAACUGAAGUGAAAGAAGGGAGAAUGUGAGUGAACCAAGAGAAAUCUGAAGGACUCGGGAAGUAGGAUCUAAGAUGGAAAUGAAAGGAAGGAGAGAUGGGGUGGAAAUCAUGAGGGUGGGAGAGAGGUUUGGGUUAGGAAACAUAUUUUUAGGUAUGUGCUAUAUCAAAAUCAGGGGUCACAAACUCAGCAGUCUGCAGAAGCAAGGUAGAGAAAGGGUGGGUGGGCAGUGGGGACCCCCUGUCUUAAGGGGAAACAGCCAUUACUCGGCUCCAUGCAGGGGAAAGGAGUAGAGAAGGGCUGGAAAUCAGGAUUUUUUUAAAAGUGAAAUUUUCUGAUUUUUAAACUAAGUCAUUUUUAAAUUUCCAAAUUACCGUGUGGGCCAAACAAAACUUGGUUAAGUCUGCAGGCCACCAGUUUACGACCCCUGACUUAUACAGUUAACCCCCCAAGUAUGUAUAAGGUUAUAUUUAUUGUUAUGGAUAUGAUGUUGUUAUACUUAGUUGGGGGAGUGAUAUCUCAGUAUUCUUUAUCUCUCAGAGCUAAGCUUUAUUGUAGAAACAAACCAAAAAUAUUAACAUGGCCACAGAUGACACUUAACUCACAAUUCCCAGAAGGACCCUCUCUCCUGGAGCUGUUCUUUGUAGCCAGAUCCUCCAGCAAACCACGGGGCCGGUUCUUGGCAUUUCCUUCCUGGUGAGUCCAGGCUAAACUCCUAGGCUGUGUUGGAGUUUGAAGAUGAGUCAUCAGGAAGGAUUGCAGAAUAACUUGUUUCUUUUUUAUUUGCAUUUUAUUCUUAUUUUAAAAUAUUAUUAUUAUUAUUAUUAUUGUUAUUAUUUUUUAUUUUUUUAGUAGUGUCCUUGCCUGUGCCUUAGCAAGGAUAGCUGGUGGCCUUGAACACCAGAAAAACAGUGGUGGGUCUUUGGACCAAGCUUCUUAGUUACGCUUGUUACCAUUCCCAUUGCCAAGAACACUGUCCUGAUCAGAUGUGUCUAUCCCUUUCUGACUCAGUGGCUCCCACCAAAAUUAACACCCUGAAGGAAUGAACCUAACAGCUUCCAGAGCGUCUCUUUUAUCCUCAUGGAGUAAGUCACUUUUUCUCUAAAAUGUGGCUUUUGACCUUGAUGCUGAAGGUUUAAUUUUCCCCACCCACCCAUGAAGAGGAAAAAAUUGUUUCCCAGUGGUGGAAAAAAUGAAUCUCAUUAACAUUUCCAGUGUCCCUUGAGAGGGAAAGAAGUUUAGUGUUAUCAUGUGGCAUUUGUUAAUUUCUUUAAAAUCUCAUGUCUGUUACUAAGACACUACUGUUUAUUUUUCUAUACCUACACAGCACAUGAUUUGGUGGGGAUAAAGCAAGUAUAAAUUGGGAGCAGGUGAAGAUACAUGUGAUCAUGUGUACAGAGAGAAUAGACUAAAAUGUGCAGCUAAAUUAUAUGUAAUCUGGUUUUUGAAGUAUCAGAUAUUCAGGAAUAUUUUGAGCAUCUUUUGCUUUAAAAAAAAAAAAGUGCCUUGAUUUAGUCACUUGACUUUAAACAUUCCUCUUAUUUUAUUGUGAUUUUUAAUGUGUGUUCUGACCCCAAACUGUGUAUUAUGAUGCAGUGUGUCAGCUGCAGUCAGAGCAUAUGUUUUGUUCCAAUAACAGAGACUAAAGAGUUAAUAAAUAUGGUUCAGCUGCUACAGUUGUGUGAUUAAAAGGCGUUUUAAUCACACCAAGUUUCUAUGGCCCAAAUAGCUGAGGCCUGCCAUUUGUUUUCUGUUUCAUGUUGGAGUAAAUUUGCACUUUUAACCACAUGGAUCGUUUGGGGGCCUUGUUCUUUUAUACUUUGCUUUGUUAAUAAAGGAACUUGUAGAAACCU
This is a messenger RNA of Eptesicus fuscus (big brown bat), 6827 nucleotides long. It is a transcript of the gene ITPRIPL2, whose product is annotated as ITPRIP like 2. Bases 420 to 2027 code for a protein of 535 amino acids. The record is from RefSeq and is a predicted model, not a curated record. Lineage: Eukaryota; Metazoa; Chordata; Mammalia; Chiroptera; Vespertilionidae. The transcript has a single exon.